Triticum turgidum subsp. durum (durum wheat) is the source of this 4464-nucleotide messenger RNA. NCBI's taxonomy places the organism in Eukaryota, Viridiplantae, Streptophyta, Magnoliopsida, Poales, Poaceae. The record is from the annotation of a GenBank genome assembly.
AUGACUGCAGAAAUGCGUAUACCGUUUCAUGAGUUACAUGAGGUUACAAAUGGAUUCUCAGUGGACACAAGAAUAGGGAAGGGUGGGUAUGGAGACGUUUACAAGGGAGUUUACAAUGGGAGAGAGGUUGCUGUGAAGUUGCUUCAUGUUGAUACGGUACAAGGAAUUGAUGACCAACAAUAUAUCAAUGAAGUUGAUAACCUUUUGAGGGCUAAGCAUCCAAAUAUCAUACAGUUACUUGGUUAUUGUUAUGAAACAACGUCUGAAUUAGUUAAACACAAUGGUAACCGAUGUCUUAGUCAACACAUAUACAGAGUCCUCUGCUUUGAGUACAUGCAGGGUGAAAGCCUAGACAAGCGUCUUCCUGAAGAAUCCUUUGCACCUGAUUGGAGCACACGUUACAUGAUUAUAAAGGGCAUUUGUGAAGGAUUAGGUUUCCUUCACAGGUGUGAACCACCAAUUUUUCAUCUUGAUCUGAAGCCUGCCAAUAUAUUACUAGACAGUUCCAUGGUUCCUAAAGUGGCAGAUUUUGGAUUGUCAAGGCUCUUUGGUGGAUCACACACUCAUACAGAACAUAUCAGAGGAACCCAGGCGUACAUGGCACCAGAAUUCAUAGAAGACGGCAAUAUCUCAUCUAAGAAUGAUGUCUUUAGUUUAGGUCUUGUGAUGAUAGAGAUAAUGACAGGAUCUCCAGGUUACUCCAGUUAUAUAGAAAUGGAUGAAGUCACGCAAUUUAAGCAGAAGGUCGAUUGGAAGAAUAGGAUAAAAGCCAUAUCGGAGUACCCGUCAGAGGAAUUACAUCAAGUACAGACAUGCAUCGACACAGCAAUGCGUUGUGUGGAACAUGACAGAAGCAAACGACCCACUAUAGAAGAUGUCCUGGAUAUCCUGAACAAGACAGAACCUCAUAUCCCCAAGAGACAGAUGGCAGAUGUGCACCCAUGUCCGACAAUUGGUCCCAAGAGCACAGAAUCUGAUAUGUUGGAGAUGAUGAUAUCUGAAUUGGACAAUAUAACAAAUAGAGAUGAACAUUGCAGUUCCAUGCCAAAAGAUAGUUCUAAGCAUGGUGUGCAGCAAGUUCCUGUCAGGGAUACAUCAUCAGAUGUGGAAGAAGGAUUAAUCAUUGGAAGGAAUGAGGAAAAACAGAAAAUAUUGUCUAUUUUAUCUGCGAGUAUCACAGAAAGGAUGGCCAUCCUUCCAAUUUAUGGCAUUGGAGGCAUUGGCAAGACAACCUUGGCACAAUUGAUAUUCAAUGACUCACAGUUCCAAGACUACUCUCGGGUAUGGGUAUAUGUUACCGAGCCACUCGACUUGAAGAAAAUUGGAAACUCCAUAAUAACACAGUUAACAGACAAGGAUAGCAAUGUAGAUGAUGUGGAGAUCAUAAAGAGGCGUCUCUGCAGAUGUCUAUCUGCUGGUAAGAGGAUCCUCAUUAUUUUAGAUGACCUGUGGGAGAAGGAUCGAUAUAACUUAGAUGAAUUGAAGGCUAUGCUAAGGCUUGGCCUGGGAAACAAGGUGAUUGUAGUAACUACACGUGAUGAAGACAUCGCAAAGAAAAUGUGUUGUCCUACAGGUACACCAUAUAAGCUGGAUAUAUUGACGGAUGAUAUGUGCUGGACUAUAAUAAAACAAAAGGCUGCCUUUGAAGACCGAGUCGACAAAGAACAAUUGGAGAUGAUAGGAAGAGAGAUUGCAACCAAGUGUGGAGGUGUGGCCUUAGCGGCUCAGGCACUUGGAUACAUGUUGUGGGAGAUGACGUCUGACCGAUGGGAGUCAGUGAGGGACAGUUGCAUCUGGAAUCUAUCUACUCCGAAAGAUCCAUCAUCAAGAAUUCAUAAAGUGCUCGCAUCCUUGCUGUUAAGCUAUAGCCAUAUGCCUGAUUGCUUGAAGUUGUGCUUUUCCUAUUUUGCAGUCUUUCCAAAAGGUCACAAUAUAGUGAUGUAUGAUCUAAUUCACCAAUGGAUUGCUCUUGGAUUCACCGAGCAAUCUGAUAUGUUUGAUCCUAUGCAGCUCUGCGAGACAUAUGUUACACAACUUUUGGGGAUGUCCUUUCUUCAAUAUUCAAAGACACAACCUUCGAGUAAUACAUGGCGAGACAAAGAUGUUAUAGUGUUAACGAUGCAUGACCUAGUGCAUGAUCUCGCAAAAGAGGUCGUGCCCCAUCUAAUUAAUGUCCAAGGAACCAAAUGCCGCUAUGCAUUGCUCACAGAUUGUACCAAAUCAUUGCAAUAUUCUGUAACAUUUCCUGCAAAGAUAAAGGCUCUACAUUUUCGAGACUGUGACAAACAAGAACUUCAUGGUGGUGCAUUUUCACCGGCUAAGUGCCUCCGUGUCUUGGAUAUAAGUGAAUGCUUUAUUCCAAAGUUACCUGAUUGUAUUGGUCAAUUGAAGCAGUUGAGGUUUCUUCAUGCUCCACGAAUACAAGACAAGGUGAUUCCCAAUUGUAUCACCGAGCUCUCCGAAUUAAAUUACCUCAACCUUAGAGGCUCUCAUAACAUCUCAACACUGCCGGAGUCAAUUGGUGAUAUGAAAGCUCUGAUACAUCUUGAUUUAUCAGGUUGCUAUGCAAUUCGUGAACUCCCAAAAUCAUUCAAAAAGCUUAAGCAGUUGGUGCAUUUGGAUUUAUCACGCAGCAAUAUGCCUGUAGCAGAAGCCUUGGCUUGUUGUACCAAACUUCAAUUCUUGAAUUUAUCAGAUGUAUUUACUACUAUGGACACAAAGCGUGUCAGAGGGCUGCCACAGGUCAUCGGCAAUCUAAUCAAACUAAGGUAUUUAAAUCUAUCGAUGUGCUUGGACCUCAUGGGGUCUUCUGAUCGAAUAGAGCAAAUUUCCAAUUUGCUUUGUUCUAUCAGCAAGCUUUCCAAUCUAGAGCAUCUGGACUUGUCUCGGAGUGAAGGGCUUUUUAGUCUACCAGAAAGCAUUGGCAACCUCAGGAAGCUUCAUACAUUGGACCUCUCAUGCUGCGACCACCUAGAGAAGCUUCCAGAUAGUAUCGAGCAAAUGGUUGGUCUGAAGGUUCUAAAUGUAGAGAACUGUUUUAAAUUGGAUGAAUCCAUGCUCCCUCAGAUGAAUUUUGCCUUGUUGCCAGACUUUGUGGUGCAUGCUUCUAGUGAUAAAUGUAGCAGUAAUAUCAUCCUGCUUCAGCCUACAAAUCCUCGUAAGCUGACGAUAGAUAGACUUGAAAAUGUGAAGUCUGCAGAAGAGGCACACAGUAUAAAAUUGAUAGAGAAACAAAAAAUUAAAGAGCUAAGGUUUGAAUGGACCGGAGGAGCUGGGAGGUUUGUGGAUGACAAGGAGGUGUUGGACAAACUAGUGCCACCAAGAAGUGUACAGGAAUUGUCUAUAUGUGGUUACGGGAGUGUCAGCUUACCUGAUUGGCUUAUGGGCAUUUGGCAGUAUCUCCCUAAUCUUUUGGAGUUAAAUCUGAAUGAUUUUCCUAAGUGCAAAAAGCUACCAGCAGGUCCAGCACUCGGUCAACUACCAAACCUAAAAAAGCUGGGUCUCUACCGUAUGGAAAGCUUGAAAGAGUGGAACACGACAUGUACCAGUGCCGAGAAAGGUACAAAUGAACUGAUGUUCCCUAAGCUUGAGGCCUUGACUAUAGAAGAAUGCCCCAGGUUAAGGAUAAUACCAUGUCUUCCUAGAGCUAUGUCUUUGGACAUAGUACACUCUGAUAAGGUGCUGACAUCAUGGGGAGACAGCUCAUCACACAACGGUGCUUCCUCCUCUUCUCCAAUAACUAGAGUGAGUGUUGACAGCAAGGUACCCAUGCAUCAGUGGAGGUUGCUUCACAAACUCCCUGCCCUCCGUAGUUUAAUUAUCAAUUAUUGCUGUAAUCUGAAGGCCUCACCUGAGAUUAUCCAACACCUCACCUCCCUCGAAGAAUUGUACUUCAAAUAUUUGUCCCUCGACAAGACAUCACUACCGCAUUGGUUAGGACAACUAACCUCUCUCAAGAAAUUGGAGAUCGAGUACUGCAGGGGGAUCAGGUCUUUGCCGGACAACAUCCAACAGCUGACCAAGCUUGAAUAUCUACACAUAAUUGGCCGCCCUACAUUAAAGAAGUGGUGUGAAUCGGAGGAGAACAAGAUGAAGCUCGCUCACAUCAGAAAAGUAAAGUACUUUGGUGCAAAGGACCAUGAUUUAGGCUGGUGUGUCGGCACCCGGCACAUGGAGAAGAUGAAGGAGGUGGGUCACGAGAUCGUCGACGAUGAGACUUGGCUAAUUGACGCCAUGAUCGGCCUUAUGACUGGUCCUCCCAAGGUGGUGGGCUUGCCGUUAAAUUCGCAGUUGUAUAAUGCUGUGAUGUACAUGCCUGGCUUCGCCGAGCUAGAUUUGCUUUUUGCCGUUUUGCAUCUGAAGGACAACUAUGCCCAGGCUGCUGUGUAUAUGGACAUGAGAGAAGAGGACCGUGUAUCAUGGCUCAUGGACUUGCUGAGAAAAAAAAGGGCAGGGCUUCUGUGA